AAAACUUUUUAACUCAAGCUCGUACAUGAAGUUGUUAUGGUUAUCCCUCUUUUCUGUGAACAACUCGCCAAUAUCAAUGCUAUUCGCUCCACUAUUGCAGUAGAAUCAGACCCACCAUCUUUGUCCAUACAAGACAAGCUUGUUAUCAAACGCAAUACGCUUUGCCUAAACAACAAUGUCAUUGUCGAUUUCGACGCGUUUGGUGUACAGUUGAAUCCUCGCGUCUUGACUAUCACACCAUCGACACCAAACAAUGCUCAAGAGUUCGACGUAAAGCUCGUUCUCUCUAAACCUAUUACGACUGAUGGUAAUGGUGAUCUCAAAACGUCUUGGCCAGCAAGAGAACUCGAAAAUAUGCAGGGCCUUACUUGUCGCUCGUGUCAACAACGCAUCACGUCAGCUACUACUGGAUUCCAGAGCAAGGAUCUGCCCUCUGAGCACUGGUACGAGCUGGUCGAGUGCUGGAUCUGCCACGAAGCCAAACCAGAAGAGCAUCGAUCCCGUAUGCAGCCCAUUACCGCACGCCCAAAUAUGGUUCUAGCAGGAGCCACCUACAUGCUACUGCAUCCUCAGAAUCUAUUGCUCGGCUCGUUUGCUAUGGAUGACGAUGCUUCCAUAAUCAAGUGGGAUACCGGCUUAUCAACAAAAUGGCUUUCAAUUCAUUGUACACAAUGCCAGGCACCUCUCGGCGAAGGUCAAUACGAGCAAAAAGAAGAUGGGAACAUUUCGCUAUUGGCAACAAAAUUCUACAAGUACUGCGUUGCCGUGUUACCGGCCAAGCCAAUACUCCCGACAUUCCUGGAAUACCUUGUCUAUGACCUGUUUGACGCAGCAAAGGCACACGCAACUUACCGGUUUCUUAUUCAAGGCCGCAAAAGCAAGCGGAUAUAUGCAUUGCUUUGGUUGUUUAAUUGGGAUACGCAUAUUAUCUACAAUCGCGGAUUUAUAUCCACAAAUGCAUCAGAUGAUAUAUAUCAUGAGCACGUCAUGAAGGUUCUUUACGUGGAUUGCACUCAAGAAGAUAGUAAUGAUGAUAGGCGGAUCGAUAUGUGGUCGAAGGAUAAGACGGCAGAUCACCUGACGUAUCCUGAAUCAUGCUGUGAGUUGCUCUUAGAAACGCUAAGGCAGUCGACCCAAAUAGUCCCUCCCCAUGGUCGUAUUAUGAACAACCCUGCUAUGGCGGCCUUGCAUAAAUUUUCAGUUGGUUAUAUCAGACGAUGAUGCUGAAGGAAGAUCCCUGACAUGAAGAUUAUGUUUUCAAACCCAUGUUUUUAAAAAUUGAUGUGCGCAUACACGUACGCACACCCCUCUCCCAUCCACUUUCUUUUGUCAUUACCAUCUCCAACGCUUUCUUUUGCUUUUUACAAAUGGAUACCCUUCCUUCAGAAUUAUUAAACUUUAUUUUGAAUUACUUG
Molecule: messenger RNA, 1415 nt
Organism: Zychaea mexicana
Lineage: Eukaryota; Fungi; Mucoromycota; Mucoromycetes; Mucorales; Lichtheimiaceae
Product: HECT-like ubiquitin-conjugating enzyme-binding-domain-containing protein
Exons: 5
Coding region: 37-1221 (394 amino acids)
Biological process (GO): protein monoubiquitination; protein autoubiquitination; protein polyubiquitination
Cellular component (GO): nucleus; cytosol; ubiquitin ligase complex
Molecular function (GO): cyclin binding; ubiquitin protein ligase activity; ubiquitin conjugating enzyme binding
Source: RefSeq, a predicted model, not a curated record